AUGGCAAUUAAGUCUGCAAUCUCAACAGCAUUCAUCAGCUCAGUCUUUCUGAUGCUAAUUGUUGGUAUAGAUGCUGGUGGCAUAGCAAUCUACUGGGGUCAGAAUGGAAAUGAGGGUACAUUGGCUGAGACGUGUGCCAAAGGCAACUAUGACUUUGUGAACAUAGCUUUCCUUCCAACCUUUGGCAAUGGUCAGACUCCCAUGAUCAACCUUGCUGGUCAUUGUGAUCCUUACAGCAAUGGAUGCACUGGUUUAGGCUCUGACAUCAAAUCAUGUCAAGCAAAGGGAAUAAAAGUAAUGCUUUCACUUGGAGGAGGAGCAGGAAGCUACUACCUUGCCUCAACCAAGGAUGCUAGACAGGUGGCAACCUAUUUGUGGAACAACUUCUUGUGGGGACAAUCCUCCUCUCGCCCUCUAGGAGAUGCUGUCUUGGAUGGAAUUGAUUUUGAUAUUGAAGGAGGAACAAACCAACAUUGGGACGAUCUUGCAAGGUACCUCUCCAGGUAUAGCGCACGUGGUAAGAAAGUAUACUUGACAGCAGCUCCUCAGUGUCCAUUCCCUGAUGCUUGGGUUGGAGGUGCCCUUAAGACUGGCCUUUUUGACUAUGUUUGGGUGCAAUUCUAUAACAACCCUCAAUGCCAAUACACACCAGGUGAUAUUGCAAACCUAGAAGAUGCAUGGAAACAAUGGACUACAGAUGUUCCUGCUACCAAAAUUUUCUUAGGACUUCCUGCAUCACCUGAGGCAGCUGGUAGUGGCUUUAUCCCAGUAUCUGAUCUUACUUCUCAAGUACUUCCCGCCAUCAAAGGUUCUGCCAAGUAUGGAGGCGUGAUGCUGUGGUCUAAGUACUAUGACGAUCAAAGUGGAUACAGUUCUGCCAUUAAAAAUGAUGUCUAG
This is a messenger RNA of Theobroma umbraticum, 897 nucleotides long. RefSeq names its product acidic endochitinase-like. Lineage: Eukaryota; Viridiplantae; Streptophyta; Magnoliopsida; Malvales; Malvaceae. Gene Ontology annotation, biological process: carbohydrate metabolic process. Gene Ontology annotation, molecular function: chitinase activity. The record is from RefSeq and is a predicted model, not a curated record. Gene Ontology annotation, cellular component: extracellular region.